This is a messenger RNA of Amborella trichopoda, 1176 nucleotides long. NCBI's taxonomy places the organism in Eukaryota, Viridiplantae, Streptophyta, Magnoliopsida, Amborellales, Amborellaceae. The record is from RefSeq and is a predicted model, not a curated record.
UCUUCUUGCACGUAUGGCAACUGUUUCAAGACCAAAAUAUUUGGCAAAACCCAUGUGUUUUUCCCAAGCUCUGAAGUAGCUAAAACUGUUCUAAGCUCUGACUUUGUGGGUUUCAAAAAGCGAUAUCUAAGAACAACUGCAAAGGCCAUUGGAGAUCGGAGCCUUCUCUGUGCUACAAAAGAAAACCACAAACUAAUAAGGCAUCGCCUAUCCAACCUUUUCGACUUCAAAGCGUUGUCUUCAUUCAUGCAAAAUUUCGAUGAAACGAUCGUAAGGGCUCUACUGCAAUGGGAAGGCAAAGGAAAAGUCCUGAUGUUAAUGAGCCUAGAGGAUGGGGAGGAUUUGAAAAAGCUAGAAGAUGUUUCAAGUGUUUGUGAUGCCAUGUUGUCCUUCCCCGUGUGGUUUUCGGGCACUGCUUAAUACAAGGGCCUCAAGGCAAGGAGAAGAAUUAUGAAUACAUUUACAAAGAUAAUUGAGAAACGAAGAAGAAAAGAAGAAAUUCACGACGACUUUGUACAAUCCCUACUAUGUGAAAGAGGAGAUGAAGAUGGCGCGAUGCUUACCGAUAAACAAAUUUGUGACAAUAUUUUAACACUCAUAAUCGCAGGUCAAGAUACAACAGCAAUUGCCAUGGCAUGGAUGGUGAAAUAUUUGGACGACAAGCAAAACAUUCAACAAACACUUAGGGCUCACCAAUCAUCCAUAGAAGCGCAUACGAUUCGAGCUUCAACUCUAAGUCUAGAAGAUUUGAACAAGAUGGCAUAUGCCUGUAAGGUUGUGAAAGAGGCCUUACAAAUGGCAACAAUAGUGCCGUGGUUUCCUAGGGAAGCCCUGGUUGAUUGUCUAAUUGGUGGUUUCCAAAUAAGGAAAGGGUGGAUUGUGAACAUUGAUGCUAGGGCAAUACACCAUGAUCCCUCCAUAUACAAGGAACCCAUGGAAUUCAAUCUACUAAGAUUCCAAGAAGAAUAAAAACCUUAUAGAUUCUUGGUUUUUGGAGCCGGCCUCCGAACAUGGCUGGGAAUGAACCUUGCCAAGGCUAUGAUGCUUGUUUUCUUGCACCGAUUAGUGACCACUUACAGGUGGGAGGUGAUUGAUUCAGAUAGCAGCCUCGUGAGAUGGUCACAUUUUCCUAAGCUCAAGAGCGAACGUCCAAUACGUGUCACUACUUUAAAGUAA